This is a messenger RNA of Penicillium soppii, 1452 nucleotides long. Its product is annotated as adaptor protein STE50. Gene Ontology annotation, biological process: signal transduction. NCBI's taxonomy places the organism in Eukaryota, Fungi, Ascomycota, Eurotiomycetes, Eurotiales, Aspergillaceae. The record is from RefSeq and is a predicted model, not a curated record. Bases 1 to 1452 code for a protein of 483 amino acids. Gene Ontology annotation, molecular function: ionotropic glutamate receptor binding; synaptic receptor adaptor activity. The transcript is spliced from 4 exons.
AUGUCUCUCCACACCCACUAUGCCGACUCCGAUGCGGACGAUGAAUACGAACGCAGCGUCAUUCCUUCUCCAGGCCUUCAACUCGACUCGGAAUCUUCCCCCACUGACUCCGUUAUUGAUUCCGCGGAACACACUCCCACCAGAUUUGGAUACUCGAUGGACGCUCUCCGUUCUCCGUCAAGACUCAUCACAGAAUGGGAAAUCGAUGAAUGCAAAGAAUUUUUGACCUCGCUUGGGUUGCUGCAAUACCACGGCACAUUUAGAGAAAACGGGAUUGUCGGCGAAGCGCUCGUUGCCUUGAAGCACGAGGAGUUGAAAGAAAUGGGAAUUAACAGUGUCGGCCAUCGAUUGACCAUUUUGAAAAGUGUAUAUGAGAUCAAAGUCAAGCAAGAUGUUCCCUUGGACCCGGACCAUUAUAUUCCACUUUCGGCGGAUCAAGGUGUCAAUGAGACGGCAACACAAGAGGACCUCGCUCGUUUAAUCAAAUCGAUUCAAAUUCGAGAUGAAAAGAUCAUGCUGGUUGAAACGGAUAAAAGACCGAUCACAUCCGCUACCUCCCCCUCUUCAGGGGGUCAGCCAGAGAACUGGCACGACAGCACAUCCACUAUCACGCCCUCUACUCCAUUUUCUUUCAACACCAACAACGAUAACCCUACGUCUAAGAUUGCGAGGGCCUUCUCGAAGCGCAUGCACUCUAGUGGCACUACAUCCAAAAACAACUCACCAACGCAAAUUCCACCUAUGAUCCAUGAAGGGAGAUCCCACCACGAUAUACUGAACCCAUCAGCCGCUGCUUUAGCUGCCUCAUCCCAUCCAACAUCCUCCAUGAGCGGAGGAGCACAGAUAUCACCCGGAAUUCCCUCACCAACUUCGCCACACACCCACCACGCCCAUCCUCAGACUCUCAACCCACGAUCCUAUUCCCAACCAAGCUCUGGCGGAAACCGCAACACGUCCUAUGAUUACCCCGAACAACCUCAUUCCGGAAACAGACUUACUCCGAGCCAGCUUCCAUCAUCCCGUGCGGAAACCCCGUCUUCCGCGUCACGUCUCGACCCACGUAAUGACCCACGUGCUGAAUCGAGGGCCGAGUCGAGGACCGGCGGCAGCAGUGAAAAUCCAAGUAGUGUGGAAAUCUUCAAGUCUUUCCGGGUAUCUUGGGAAGACCCUUGCUACAAGGUUCUGCCGGCUGCGCUCAAGAAAUACAACAUCAACUCCGACUGGAAGAACUACGCAUUGUACAUCGUCUAUGGUGAUCAAGAGCGCUGUCUAGAAUUACAGGAAAAGCCCCUUCUCCUGUUCAAACAGUUGGAAAAGGAGGGCCGAAAACCAAUGUUCAUGUUGCGCAAGAUUCAUACGGAUCCUCCAGGACCUGGUCAGUCAACACCCAAUAGUGCUGGCUUCGAAGGUGGCCGACCAGGGCAAAUAAAUUUGCCUGGUGGUGUGCUGUGA